Molecule: messenger RNA, 1025 nt
Organism: Truncatella angustata
Lineage: Eukaryota; Fungi; Ascomycota; Sordariomycetes; Amphisphaeriales; Sporocadaceae
Exons: 2
Coding region: 146-760 (204 amino acids)
Source: RefSeq, a predicted model, not a curated record
UCUUAUGUAGCGGACCGUCGCGCAAUCUAACAAGUCAUUCUAGAAUCUAAAACUUGUCCUUUCGCAAGGGAGCGUGCUUGCCAGAGUUUUCUGUAAUACUCGGAAUCACCGAUCCAGUUCCAACUCCAAAUCUUUGAAAUUUUGCAUGAAUUGGCAGCCAAGCGAUAGUCUUCCACGUGCUACUGACGGAACCACGAACUUUAAUAUCAACAGCUCCCCCCGCACGCCAAAACAGAACAAGAAAUUAUCGUGGCAAUGGCCGCAAUUAUUAAGCUCACCAUCGCCUCCGCGGUCCUCUUCACUCUCGCCUCAGCCUUCCCAGCGCCCGCCGAUGGCGUCGGUAAUGACCUCGUCGUGCCGUGUACCACCGGCGCACCCGUCGUCACGGCCGGCUACACCAUCAACUACGCCCCGGCCGCGCCAACCGCAAAUGCAGCCGACUCUGGCUGGCAACCCGAUCCCGUCUGGGGCAGCCAGCACGUCGCUGCCACCUAUACUUACGGCGUCUUUGAGCCCAAGGAGACGGGCUUCGCCUAUGCUCAGUUCAAGUGCCAGUACACGUGCAAUGCUGCGCCUUCGGGCUCGAGCUUCUUCGUCAAGUACGGUGAGUAUCCAGGGUGUUUUGUCGAGAGCGCUUCGGGUUUGUUUGCUGAUGACGGGUAUAGUGGGAGGCCAGACUGGCUCGCUCUGCACCUGCUACAAUGACCUGUACGUUCUGUCUGUGUGUGUGCCAAUGACCACCAUGCUAAUGAGUUUGUAGGCUGAAGCCAGAGACUUUCGUGGCUGCCAAUCAGACAAUCGUUGGUGGCUGGAAUGCCAUCUGCGGCGUCACUCAUCUUUCGGGUGGGAUGGACUAGAAUGUGGAUUUGAGUAUACCUGGAAGGGAACGAUAAUGGUGAAAAAUACGGAAAUGUGCUUCUUCGCGGGGUUUGACUUGCGGCGUGAUAGUCGUUAUGGAGGACUACAAAUAUACACGUUUUCCGCCUAGUACCUAUGAUAAUACGAAUUUAUUUGUUCGGAUCCCC